AUGACAAAGGCACCAGCAGUCGUGAUAGUUGUCAGACAUGGUGCGAGACUCGACGCUGCCGACCAAUCAUGGCAUCUCACAUCGCCCACACCAUACGACCCACCGCUCACGUACGGUGGUUGGAUUCAGUCGAGAGCGCUGGGUUUGCGCAUAGCUAGUCUCCUCCACGAACGCGAGAAGACCAAAGCCUCGUCGGGCACCUCAUCGCCUGCUGGACCACCUUCAGAUGCUGGCCUCGGCAUCAAGGAAUCUGCUCUCUCCGAAGCCAACCUACCAGCCAGAUCGACGUCCAGGUCGCGAACGAAACCCAGGAAGCACAAAGUCGUCAUCCAUUCGUCGCCAUUCCAGCGAUGCGUCCAAACGGGUAUCGGCAUCAGCGCUGGCUUGUCGCAGUACCAGGGAUUGCCAGCCGUCGCCCGGAAGAGCAGCGAUGCACGCAUCAAGACACUCAGCCAGCUCCGUGCCUCCCCCAGCCUGCGGCCUAGGGACGCUUCCGCCUCUCCACAGUUACGCCCGGUACCCGAACAUGAACAAGAGUUGCGCGAGUAUCCGCACAGUUCGCUGAAAGAGCAGAAGGACCCCGUACCACAAAGCCGCACCAUUCUCCGCGUGGAUGCCUUCUUGGGCGAAUGGCUGUCACCCGACUACUUCGAAAUGAUUACGCCGCCUCCCGAGAGUACCUUGAUGGUCACAGCCGCAAAGGCUGAACUGCUCCGCCAGGCAGACAAGAUCGAAACCUACACACCAUCUUCCCCUAUCGUAUCAGGAGGCAACCUCUGGGGAACACCGCAAGCUGCCCGUCAGCAUUCGAGUUCAGUCAGCAACGUUCCCUCUCCUCUGUCGCAUGAAACCAAUGGUCCCUUGGAAAACUGGCACGUCUUCUCCCGCGACGUGCCUGCAAGAGAUCGUACAAACAGCCUGGGUACCACUAAGCCCUCGGAGCACUUCAGACCUGCCGAUUCCUCGCCUGUGUCUCACAGGCACAACAAUUCUCUUGGUUACACCCCACCUACCCCAACCUAUGCCAUUUCUCCUGGCGACCCAAUUCCUCGUGGCUACGUUGCUCACGCCCGUGAUCAAUGUGUCAAAGUCGAUUACAAAUGGGACAGCAUGCGCGAGCCGCACUGUUGGGGUGAUGGUGGUCGCUUUGGCGAGGAAUGGAGUCAGAUGCAUAAGCGAUUCCGCCAUGGCUUGUCUAGUAUGGUUGACUGGUAUACCACGACCCAGUCAGAGUCGAAGCAACCCGCUCAUUAUGACCAAGAAGCUGCGUCUGGAGCCACUGACGAUGAUGACGAAGAUCUCGUGGUAGUUCUGAUCACUCACGGAGCCGGCUGCAACGCUUUGAUUGGCGCCCUUACCAACCAACCUGUACUACUUGAUGUCGGCAUGGCCUCGCUUACCAUGGCCGUACGCAAAGAUGACGCAUCUGCCUCGCCAUCUACAAGCCAGCACAUAUCACCUGUUGGUUCGCCAGCUCCAGGCAACUCGCCCUCACUUGGUCCUGCUGACGCUGUACACCGCCCACUACCGCGUCGUCAGAGUUCUAUGGAUUCUGGGUUGUCUUCGCACUAUGAGAUGAAGAUAGUUGCAUCGUCCGAGCAUCUGCGUCCCGGUGUUGAUCCUACCAAAGCGUCUGCACCCGCGACGUCUUCUCCCAUCAUGUCUGCUUCACAAACCGUGCCUCAAUCACGUAGUCGCCGUUUCGGGUCUGCCAGCUCGCAUGCUUCAGCAGGCGCGCCUGUUGAUUCAAACUGGAACUUGCCCGAGCCAAGAGCCAGAAUUAACAGUUCGCUUGGCAGCAUGCGCCGUCCAUCACGACCUGUCAUUGCUCCUGUGGUAACGAGUCCUGUUCUUCCAUCUGCUGUGAAGAACGACUCGCCUACUGGCCUUUGGAAUCCGAUCAGUGCCAAAGACAGCGAUUCGCCCAACUUCCUCAACACUUUAGCUCGUUCAAACUCGUUAGCUGCACGCCUAUCAGCUCCUAAGGCAACUAGUUCAGAGCGUUCGGUCUCACCCAAAGCCGAGCCCAGAUCCACGCCAGCAGAAAUGGAAGAGACUGCCAUUAAAGAAGAAGCCAAGUCAAGUGUAUCUGCACUACCCACAGUCGAUGAAACACCACCAUCAAAUUUGGCUCGGUCUCUUAGCCAGAGAGGCCUCUGGGGCAGUGCUCCAAACGGUACUUUCCCUCGCGAAACGGGCAUACCGAAGAGACGCUGGACUGUGGUGCAGGACUGA
Messenger RNA from Aureobasidium vineae, 2235 nucleotides. Lineage: Eukaryota; Fungi; Ascomycota; Dothideomycetes; Dothideales; Saccotheciaceae. The record is from the annotation of a GenBank genome assembly.